UUAUCUAUGUAGUAUUAAAUAUAAGUUUUUUGAUAUUCUUUAUCUUUAGUAUAUCAUCAUGUUCGCUAAUGAUCGCUCCUGAUGUGCGUCGGAUAUAUUUUGACAACAAAAUUUUAAGUAAGGUAAAUGUUAUCGUUUUCACAGCUAAAUAUCGGUGAAAAAACCGCUCGUCAUCCCGGUACUUGCAAUAUCGACUUUAAGACCCCAAUAAAAUGGCAGAUAAGACAGAGGAGAAAAAUACAGAUGAGAUUAAGAAGGAUAAAUCUAAACUAGACGCGAAAUUUGUCGAUGCUGAGGAAGAAGCUAUAACGAAUUCAUCUUUUAUAGGAUUGUACAGAUUCUCAACAAGAUGCGACAAAUUCCUACUAUUCAUCGGAGUGAUCAAUGCGCUAGUAUCUGGAGCCCUCCAGCCCUUAAACAACAUACUUUUCGGAGACCUGAUUCAGGAAAUCGUCAACUACGCAAUAGGUCUAUCAUCAGCAGAAACUAUGAUGGAGGCAAUCAGAUAUUUCGCCUUAUGGAACACGGUGAUCGGUAUAGGGAUAUUCAUAACCAGCUACAUAGCCGCUGAGACUUUUAAUUAUACAGCAAUCAAACAGAUUCUACGAGUACGUUCCAACUAUGUAGAAAAAUUACUAAACAAAGAUGUUCCAUGGUUCGACGUUCACCAAUCUGGAGAUUUCGCUAGUAGAAUGGCCGAUGAUUUGAGCAAAUUCGAAGACGGAAUCGGUGAAAAAGUCCCUUUGUUCCUUAUACUGCAAGCAACGUUCGUAGCAUCCCUGGUCAUAGCUCUGACGAGGGGUUGGGAACUGGCACUUAUUUGUUUGACGUCACUUCCGCUCUCUCUUAUAGCAGUUGGCCUUAUAUUUUUCUUGUCUACAAAAUUAUCUAAAAACGAACUGGAUGCCUACGCCUCGGCAGGAUCAAUAGCCGAAGAAGUUUUAACAUCAAUACGUACAGUGGUGGCCUUUGGAGGACAACUUUUAGAAAAGAAAAGGUACGAUGAUAACUUAGAUAUCGCGAAAAAGAACAACAUUAAAAGAUCGUUUUUCGAGGCGCUGGGUUUCGCAGUACUUUGGUUCUUUAUCUACGCCAGUUAUGGGUUAGCCUUUUGGUACGGUGUUGGGCUGGUACUAAGUGACGAUCCACGGUACAGCAGUUACAAUGCCGGAAACAUGAUCACGGUAUUUUUCAGUGUUAUGGCUGGCAGUAUGAGCUUUGGAGUGGCUUCGCCGUUCAUAGAAGCUUUUUCGAUGGCUAAAGCUGCGGGUGGUAAAGUUUUCCAUAUUAUCGACGGUUUACCGAAAAUUAAUUUAUCCAAAAACAACGGAGAAAAACUACCUCAAGUGCGUGGAAAUAUUAAAUUUCAAGAUGUCAAUUUCCAUUAUCCCUCUAGAAAAGAUGUACCAAUUCUUCAAGGAAUUAAUAUUGAAAUUAAUCCUGGAGAAACAGUAGCCCUAGUAGGCAGUUCUGGAUGUGGAAAAUCAACAGUUCUGCAGUUAAUUCAACGAUUCUAUGAUCCCUUAUCUGGAAAGGUAUUUAUUGAUGGAAAAGACCUAAGAGAUUUAGAUUUAACAUGGUAUAGAAAAAACAUCGGGGUCGUUAGUCAAGAACCUAUUUUAUUUGAUACCACAAUCGAAGAGAAUAUUAGAUAUGGAAACACAGAAGCUACAGAAAAGGAUAUAAUUGAGGCGAGUAUGAUGGCUAAUGCUCAUGGUUUUAUCAAGAAACUUCCUAGCGGAUACAAAACGCUUGUAGGAGAAAGAGGGGCUCAGUUAUCAGGUGGCCAAAAACAAAGAAUAGCUAUAGCAAGAGCAUUAGUGAGAAAUCCAGCAAUAUUGCUAUUAGAUGAAGCGACAUCAGCUUUAGAUACCAACAGCGAGGCUAAAGUUCAAGCAGCUUUAGACAAGGCCAGUCAAAACAGAACUACGAUUAUAGUGGCCCACAGGUUAUCUACAAUUAGGGGAGCAAAUAAAAUUUUCGUAGUGUCAAAUGGUAAAGUCGUAGAAGAAGGAACUCACGAACAACUUCUGAAAUUGGGAGGACAUUACUUCACUCUAGUUACCACACAAGUUCAAGGAAACGAAGAAUUUAAAAAUACUAAUUACGGGGACGAAAAAUCGACGCUGUUAGAUGACUUCAAGGAUGACACAGAGGAAGAAAUCAUUGUAAAUGUAGCGAACAACGAGGCAGAUUCGGACAGUUUCGUGAAGAAAGCCUCCCUGUGGUCCAUCGUGAAACUGAACAGUCCCGAAUGGUUCCUGCUCUUUCUGGGUAGUUUGGGUGCCGCUCUGAUGGGCUUCUCCAUGCCAAUUUUCGCCAUUUUGUUCGGCAACAUUGUCCAGGUAUUCGACAACCCCGAUCACGACUACGUCAGGAGCGAAACGGACAAAUACUCGCUGUAUUUCGUAUUAGCUGGGGUCCUAGCCAUGGUUGCAACAUUUUUACAGAUGUAUAUGUUUGGAAGAGCCGGUCAAAAGCUGACCUACCGCAUUCGAAGUAGAAUGUUCCAAGCAAUGCUCAAGCAAGAAAUGGGUUACUUUGACAGAAAAGAGAACGGAGUCGGUGCUCUAUGUGCUCAGCUCUCCAACGAAGCAGCUCAAGUCCAAGGCGCUACUGGUCAACGAAUUGGUGCCAUAGUGAAUUCGGCAUCCACUCUGUUUUUGGCCGUUGGUUUGGCAAUGUACUACCAAUGGAAACUGGGACUGGUUGCUCUAUCGUUCUUUCCAUUGAUCGUCAUAGCUACUUUCCUUCAAAGGAGACAGAUGGCUGGUGAAAACGAAGCUUACAGAAAAUCUUUAGAAAGAUCAACUAAGAUUGCAGUCGAAGGUGUUGGCAAUAUAAGAACUGUAGUGUCUUUGGGCUGUGAAAAAAUCUUUUACAAUUUGUAUAUUGACGAACUAGCCCCUCAUAUUAAGACAAGUCUAAGAGCAACGCAUUCCAGAUCACUAGUAUUAGGUUUUUCUAGAGCUAUUAUACUGUUCGCCUUCUCUGCGUGUCUGUAUUAUGGUGGAUUUCUCAUCAGAGAUGAUCGCGUUCCCUAUGGUGACGUCAUGAAAGUGGCACAAGCGUUAAUUAUGGGAACAGUGUCCAUAGCAAAUUCAUUGGCGUUUACACCGAAUUUAGAAAAAGGGUUGAUCGCAGCCAAGAAAGUUAUGACUCUUAUCAAUAGAAUUCCUAGAGUUGAUGACGCUAUGGGUGCUAUCGCAAAAGAAAAAGCCGAUGGAAACAUAACAUACUCAGACAUUUAUUUCCACUACCCAACAAGAGAAAACAUCCAAGUUUUGAAAGGUCUAGAUUUAUCAGUGCUUCAAGGAAAAACAGUGGCUUUAGUUGGCCCUAGUGGUUGUGGAAAAUCAACCAUUGUCCAACUAAUUGAAAGAUUCUACGAUCCAAAAUCCGGAACUGUUUCACUAGACGAUCAAAAUAUUAAGUCUAUUACUUUAGCUUCACUAAGGUCUCAUCUAGGUAUCGUUUCUCAGGAACCAAAUUUGUUUAGUAGAACGAUAGGAGAAAAUAUAGCUUAUGGAGAUACAGGUAGAGAGGUUUCUAUGGCCGAGAUAAUGGAAGCAGCUACGAAUGCAAACAUACACAACUUUAUAACACAACUACCUCUAGGUUAUAACACGCAGCUCGGUGAGAAAGGCACUCAGCUAUCAGGUGGUCAAAAGCAAAGGAUAGCUAUUGCUCGUGCAUUGAUUAGAAACCCUAAAGUACUACUUCUCGAUGAAGCUACGUCAGCUUUAGAUGUAGAAAGUGAAAAGAUUGUCCAAGAAGCAUUAGAUAAUGCCAAACAAGGCAGAACGUGUAUUACCAUCGCCCAUCGUUUGACAACCAUCCAGGAUGCCGACCUCAUAUGUGUGAUCAGUGAAGGCAAAGUAGCAGAACAAGGCACCCAUAAAGAACUUAUCCAGAAACGGGGGCUGUACUUUGGAUUGCACGCGCUACAAAGUUCCUAAUUAGUUAAGUAGAAAAUUUAGUAGUAUUAUGUGUAUAUAAGAAUGUUAUAUUUAUUGUAAACAAAUUUGUCUGUCAGUGAGGUGAAAAAUAAAACACUUUUAUAUAAA
Molecule: messenger RNA, 4067 nt
Organism: Sitophilus oryzae (rice weevil)
Lineage: Eukaryota; Metazoa; Arthropoda; Insecta; Coleoptera; Curculionidae
Gene: Mdr50
Product: ATP-dependent translocase ABCB1
Exons: 25
Coding region: 213-3959 (1248 amino acids)
Biological process (GO): transmembrane transport
Cellular component (GO): membrane
Molecular function (GO): ATP hydrolysis activity; ABC-type transporter activity; ATP binding
Source: RefSeq, a predicted model, not a curated record